Raphanus sativus (radish) is the source of this 159-nucleotide messenger RNA. Its product is annotated as UPF0057 membrane protein At1g57550-like. The record is from RefSeq and is a predicted model, not a curated record. Gene Ontology annotation, cellular component: membrane. NCBI's taxonomy places the organism in Eukaryota, Viridiplantae, Streptophyta, Magnoliopsida, Brassicales, Brassicaceae. The transcript is spliced from 2 exons. Bases 1 to 159 code for a protein of 52 amino acids.
AUGGGCAGUUUCAUUGAAAUUCUUUGUGCAGUUUUCAUACCUCCUGUUGGUGUAUUCCUCAGAUUUGGCUUUGGGUUAGAGUUUUGGCUCUCUUUGCUCCUAACGUUCUUUGGUUUUAUCCCUGGAGCAAUAUAUGCUAUUUGGGUUCUUACCAAAUAG